GACGUCGUAUUGACGUAUCGUAGUUUUAAGACAAAGUGCGAACGCCAUUUUUUGUUACUUUUCCGUUCAACUCUUUCUUCCGAUCUCUGAAAAUGGAGUGGCGGCGAGAGAAAGCGAGAUGUGGAGGGGAGAUAUACCUGUUGGCUUUGUUGUUUGUAAGCUCGAUUGGGCGAAUUUCGGGUCUAUCGGUGACGGUGACCGACACAGAGUGCGUCCAGGAGUACGUUCUAUAUGAAGGCGACAGCGUCUCCGGGAACUUCGUCGUGGUCGACCACGACAUCUUCUGGAGCAGCGAUCAUCCCGGAAUCGAUUUCACCGUGACAUCUCCAGCAGGUAAUGUGGUGCAAACUUCUAAGGGGACAUCCGGGGACAAGUUUGAGUUCAAGGCACCACGAAGUGGAAUGUACAAAUUCUGCUUUCAUAAUCCGUAUUCAACUCCAGAGAGUGUCUCCUUUUACAUUCAUGUGGGUCAUAUUCCCAAUGAGCAUGACCUUGCAAAAGAUGAGCAUUUGGACCCAAUUAAUGUUAAAAUUGCUACAUUGAGAGAGGCAUUGGAGUCUGUUACAGCAGAGCAGAAGUAUUUGAAAGCUCGUGAUGCUCGGCAUCGUCACACAAAUGAGAGCACAAGAAAGCGUGUCAUAGGUUACACUGUUGCGGAGUACCUUUUGCUUGGCGCUGCGAGUGCAAUUCAAGUCAUAUACAUACGCCGCCUUUUCAGCAAGUCAGUUGCAUACAACCGGGUUUGAGACGUCUGAUUAAUGUUAUCAUCUGUUCUUAAGCAACAGGGAGAAUUCAAUUAGUUGAGGUUGGAAGGAAGUAUGAUAAACAAACAGAAGUUACAGAACAGUGUGCUCUGAUAUACAAUUGUUUAUUUCACACAUUUGUAGUAGACAAAAAUGUUUUGUGGAACGGUUAAAAUGCACCAUUCCAUGUGCCAAGAUUAGGUACAGGAUUGUCUGUUUCCCGAGUUUGUGCUAAUCUUAUGCGCAAAACAGAGCUUUUAAGAUGCUA
This is a messenger RNA of Tripterygium wilfordii, 1011 nucleotides long. Its product is annotated as transmembrane emp24 domain-containing protein p24beta3-like. Gene Ontology annotation, cellular component: COPII-coated ER to Golgi transport vesicle; endoplasmic reticulum-Golgi intermediate compartment; endoplasmic reticulum. The transcript is spliced from 4 exons. Bases 93 to 746 code for a protein of 217 amino acids. Lineage: Eukaryota; Viridiplantae; Streptophyta; Magnoliopsida; Celastrales; Celastraceae. The record is from RefSeq and is a predicted model, not a curated record. Gene Ontology annotation, biological process: intracellular protein transport; Golgi organization; endoplasmic reticulum to Golgi vesicle-mediated transport.